Prunus persica (peach) is the source of this 453-nucleotide messenger RNA. Its product is annotated as glycine-rich protein 1-like. NCBI's taxonomy places the organism in Eukaryota, Viridiplantae, Streptophyta, Magnoliopsida, Rosales, Rosaceae. The record is from RefSeq and is a predicted model, not a curated record. Bases 1 to 453 code for a protein of 150 amino acids. The transcript has a single exon.
AUGGCGACAGAGAAAACCCCAACGGCCACGGAACCGGCGAGGGAGAACCUGUUCAAAACUACACCGUUGGGUGCAGGAGCUUCUGUGGGGGAUCCCGAGACCGAAGAAGGGGGAGAGGGGGCCGGAGAUUCAGGAGAAGACGAUGGGGGAGAAAGUGGAGAGUCUGCGACCGGAGGUGUAGAAGGAGCAGCCGAGGGUGGAGUGCCCGAAGGAGAAGGUGAGGUACUCAAAGGAGAAGGUGAAGCAGCGGGUGGAGUGCUCAAAGGAGAAGGAGCGGCGGCGGGUGGAGUGCUCAAAGGAGAAGGGGCAGAGGCAGGGGAUUGUGCCCUUGUUGAGGCCACCAAGAGGGCAGCCAUUAGCACCAAAACGACGGCGUUGGAUUGGGCCAUUGUAGAAGAGCGAAUGAAGACAGAGAAAGUGAUGGGGUUUAAGAGGCAGGCAGAUCAAGAUUAA